Molecule: messenger RNA, 1521 nt
Organism: Fundulus heteroclitus (mummichog)
Lineage: Eukaryota; Metazoa; Chordata; Actinopteri; Cyprinodontiformes; Fundulidae
Product: coagulation factor XI
Exons: 9
Coding region: 205-1311 (368 amino acids)
Biological process (GO): proteolysis
Cellular component (GO): extracellular region
Molecular function (GO): protein binding
Source: RefSeq, a predicted model, not a curated record
ACAAGAUUUAAUUUGACAGAUUUCUGUUUGAACAAAAUGUCUUUCCUUUUUUUUCUCUGAAGCACUUGACAGAAAGUCUUUGAACGUGAUGCAAUCAGAAUGUGUCAACAAGUCGAGUGGUUGAUUGCACUUUGACUUAUCUUUAUUUGCUCAACCAGUUCUUUAAAAGGCAGACGGGGCUUCUCAUUGCAUCUGUCGACGAAGAUGGGGAGCUUUUCUGUUCUGGUAGGCCUGCUACUGGCCAGCAGCUUUUCCUUCAGUAAAGCAUGCAAUGAAGAGCUCCUGGAGAAUAUUGAUUUUCCCGGUACAGAUAUAACCUUCCUCUUCUCUCCUUCUGCGACCCACUGUCAGUAUCUGUGCACCCAGCACCCCUCAUGUCUCUUCUUCACCUUCAUCCGGCCCGACUGGACCACAGACAACAGGCACUUUCACUGCCUCCUCAAAUCCACCCCGUCCGGGCAGCCAAACUCCCAAGUUCCACUUCAAGGCGUGACCUCUGGCUUUUCUCUCAAGUCCUGCAAUCCAGACCCACGGCCUGAAUUUGCUGAGGUGUUUCAGAACGUGGACUUCGCCGGGGCAGACUACUUUGCCUUGUUCACGCCUGACCAUGAAGAGUGUCAGAGAGUCUGCACAGAGGACCCUGGAUGUCAGUUCUUUACUUUUUUAGAAAAGGAGUUCCCAGACCAGAAAUUCAGGUACAAGUGCCACCUUAAGUUCAGCUGGACCAUCCCAAGGGCUCCCAUUGUUGAAAGAACGACAGGAGUCACAUCUGGAUUUUCCCAUACGUCAACACCGCCUCAACAAACUGGCAUAUCGUGUCAGGAGCAACUUUUUCCUAACACCGACUUCCCUGGAAGCGACCUUGAGCAGCCGAAGGCCGUUUCUCCACAACACUGCCAGUCCCUGUGUUCUGCUCAUCCAAAGUGCACCUACUUCUCUUUCUCCAGCAGUGACUUCAGAUGCUUUUUGAAGAACAACCCCAACGAGUUGACAGCUCAACCAAAAGACGGAACCACAUCAGGACUACCCGCACGCUUGUGUGAUCUUGAUCAAAUCUGGGCCAGAGAGCUUUAUGUAGGUGUGGAUUUCCGUGGCUCUGACAUUCGAUUUGAGCUGACGGACGAUGCAGAGCUCUGCCAGAUGAAAUGUGUGGAGGAUCCCAACUGCCAGUUCUUCACCUACCUCGAUGAAACCUUUGCUGACCGUGCCUCUCGGCGCAGGUGCUUCCUGAAGAGAGGCAUCACCAUGCCAGCACCUCCGAGAGUCAACAAACUGAACAACGUAGUGUCUGGUUUCAGGCUGAGGAAAUAGAGACGCGCAAUUGUGUAAAACAUAAGAAAGGUUUGGAAAUAAACUUUUGUUGACGGAAAUUAUUUGUUCCUUUCAAACAAAUGUAUUUUUUUUUUUUUUUUUUUGUGAAAAUAAAUCAUGAAAAGGAAAAUGUUUUGUCUAGAUUUUUUUGCUCAUAUUUAACAAGAUUGUGAUAUUUUUAGCAAAACAAUAAAAGACCAUGACCAGACA